Phytophthora sojae is the source of this 2382-nucleotide messenger RNA. RefSeq lists its product as hypothetical. The record is from RefSeq and is a predicted model, not a curated record. The transcript has 3 exons. NCBI's taxonomy places the organism in Eukaryota, Oomycota, Peronosporomycetes, Peronosporales, Peronosporaceae. The coding region runs from base 1 to 2382 and encodes 793 amino acids.
AUGCACCGCCUGGAAAGGGCCUUGUCCUCAAGCUCGGUGCUGGACGACGAUGCGCCAUACUCCGGACGCGGCUCCGAGUGCUUCGACAUGGACCUGGACGAGGAGGAGGCGCUGCGUAAGGCGGCGCGCGCCGGCAUCCAGCUGCUGGAGACCAACCAGGCGCUCAAUGAGGAGGUCACCGCAUUGCGCGAGCAGGUAGCGGCGGUCGAGGGCGAACGGCCGAAGCUGCUUGCCCAACUGGGGGCGCGCGAGCAGGAGCUGACCAGCGUCACGGAGAACCGCAAGAGCCUGCUCAUGGAGGCCAGCGCGCUGCACAACGAGCUCAAGGCCAAGUCAACGCUGGUGACGGAUCUGCUGGAGAGGGAGGACGCGCUCAAGCAGCAGGUGCAGGAGGUUGAGGCGGCCAAGAUGCUGGCCGAGAGCGAGAUCGCCGCUCUGCGCGCGGAGUUGGAGCAACUCAAGGCAGACUCGGCCAAGGCGGAGAAUGCAGAGCAGAACUACGCAGUGGUGAACCCGGCGUCCACGUACGACUCGAACCAGGCCAGCGUGUUCACGUACUCGGACUACGAGGAGCUGCAACAUCGGCUCCACGCCACAUCGGAGGAGAACGAAGCGCACACUCUGGAGGUCAAGAGUCUGCGGAAAGAGGCCGACGCGCUGCGUCGCAAGGUGGCCAAGCUGCCGGAGUGCAUCGCGCACAUUGAACGACUGGAGAAACGGAAUGAGAAGCUGCAGAGUGCCAAUGAGACGCUGCGUGAAGAGCGGAUGGAGGAGCGAGCUGUACUGGACAGUCUCCGCUCGAUGAACCUGGUCUACAAGAAGAUCGCCGAGUCGCGUCCGUUUGCAGCUGACUGCACAUGCUCGCAGCAACCGGAGGAGGCAGACCCGCAACAGCUAGGCGUGACGGUGCGGGACGUGUUGAUUGAGACAAACAUGAAGCUCGAAUCCGAGCUGCGCGAACUGCGUGCAGCCAUGGACUUGCCUCAUAUUGUUUCGGAGAACGCUGAGGAAGAAGUGCUGGAGCAAGCGCUCAAGCGAGUGGGAAGCAGCAGCAGCAAUGGUUCAGCAGCGUCCGACACGACAAAUAGCAGUGGGGAAUCGAUGGAGACGGUGAAUGAACGCCUGACCCGCAAGUUGCAGAUCAUCACCGAGAAGUAUAAUCUGUCGAAAGAGAUGCUCCGCCACACGAAGGUCCAGUGGUGCGCUGCAGUCGCCUCUCAGAAGGCGCUGGAGGAAUGCAACAAGACGGCCCAGGAGGAAAUCUCGCGGCUCACACAGCAGCUUGACCACCACAUCGCAGCUCUGGCGGACGCAAAUGUCGAUGAAAAGGAAAAGCAAUUAAGUGCAAUGAUCGAUGGCGGUGGGAGCAGCAAGUGGACAGAGGAGACAGCGCCGUUCCCAGCCCCACCCGGAGAUCUCAACUCGCCGUUGAUCAAGUGUUUACUGGACAACUGGACCACCGAGAAGUCCAAAGUCAUGAUGCUCACGGACUGGUUGCACAAUUCGAUCCGAGGCACGGGCAGGGCGACCCCUCUACGGUUGCUCGGACUGAAAAGCGAAGUUGCGGCGGGCUUCACGCAGCUCCUGGUCCCGAUCAUGCGGGAACGGCACGGCGUUUCCGUCAGCAUCUACCGUCGCGAUAGCGUGCACGUGCUGUCGGACUUGGUGCUGCAGACCAACCACCCGAGCGUGACGGUGCAGUCGUAUGCCACAUCUACUACUUCCUCGCAGCCCGAAGUCGUACCGAAGCAGCCUCAGGACCCAGAAGAGAGCAGUGAGCCCGAGCUGGACUCCGCAUCGUGCCGAACACAAGGUAGCUCUUUACUCAAGGGCGAAGCGCAAUUCCUCAUGCUCCCGGACCCUGGACACUCGCAGCCGGCGUCGCCGUUCCCGCGCCAAAGCCUGAGCGGCUGGAAGGAGGAGAGCGCCGACGUGGCCACGCUCUUCUUCCCUGCCAACUUCCUGGAGCCCGCGACGCCCGAGACGUUCCUGGAGCUGGACCCCGCGGGCUUUUUCAGCAACAGCAACAGCAGCAGCAGCAGCAGUAGCGGUGCGACCAAAGGAAGUUGCACCGCUGCCAGUCGGCGGACGCCCCCCUCUCAGCUCGGCUUCAACUGCUGGUCCAAGCUCGAGCCGUCGCGCGAGCCGUGCACCGACGAGAUCCCGUGGCCGGACCUGGUCUUCUGGCUGGGCAACGCGUCGACCGGCGAGGUGGUGUGCUCGUGCGCGCAGUGCGCUCGGCGCGCCAUGCGUUGCAGCAGCGGGCACCGCUACUCGCCGUAUCCGCAACAACAACAACAACAACAACAGCAGCAGCAACAACGGCGAGUGUCGUCGCGAGUGCCAGUGAUCAACCUGCCGCGCAUCGAGGGCGUCAACUGA